AUGGGCUUGGCCCAUCAGACGUUUGCAUUCAUUCCUUCUUCUUUUUCGGCAGUAGCGCGUGCUACUGUUAAGCAACUUCAUUUGCACUCUAAUUAUGCGUCGAAGUUCCCAAUUUACCCCUUAGAACAAAGACUACACAAUCCACACGCCCUCACCGCCAUGUCGAUAGAGGAGCUGAAAUCUGCUAUGAACGAACACAUUGAUCUUAUGUCAGAUCUUGUUCAGAAGAUCUCUUCCGAACUUCGUACCAACCUUCGUCCUGCUUACGAUAACUUCUUGGGGUUCUUUCAUGCCAUUGAUUGGAAGGAACCCUGGCUACUGGGAUUGUUAACAUUCUAUGUUGUAUUGCUGCUUGUAACUAUCAUCUCUAGGAAGAAUACCAACUUUCAGAUGUGCUUGUUCUUUUUGACGUUGGCUGGUGUAUAUCUUGCUGAGAGACUUAAUAGUUUUCUGGGGGGAAACUGGAAAAGCUUCUCUAGUCAAAACUAUUUUGAUCCAAGUGGAGUAUUCAUGUCAGUUCUUUGGUCUGGACCUCUUCUUGCAUUGGCUAUGAUAAUCUUGAUCAAUACCCUCUUUUCCUUAUGCUACUUGAUUGUUAAGUGGAAAAGAGCUGAACUAAGACAUCGCGCAAGGGCUGCUCGUAGUAAGCAGGAAUAG
Messenger RNA from Vicia faba (fava bean), 657 nucleotides. The record is from the annotation of a GenBank genome assembly. Lineage: Eukaryota; Viridiplantae; Streptophyta; Magnoliopsida; Fabales; Fabaceae.